AUGGAGAAGAUACUUGACGGAAGAACUAAUGGAGCACUCAAGAAGACCAAGAUCGUGUGUACUCUUGGACCACAAUCCAGGUCUGUUGAGAUGAUCGAGAAGCUUCUUAAAGCUGGUAUGAACGUAGCCCGUUUCAAUUUCUCACAUGGUACCCACGAGUACCACCAAGGAACUCUCGAUAACCUCAGAAUCGCCACGAAGAACACUGGUCUCAUGUGUGCCGUCAUGCUUGACACAAAGGGUCCUGAGAUUCGAACCGGAUUUCUCAAAGAAGGCAAACCGGUGCAACUAACUCACGGUCAAGAGAUCACAAUCUCAACUGAUUACACUUUGCAAGGAGAUUCAAACACAAUCUCCAUGAGCUACAAGAAACUUGCAGAGGAUCUAAACUCUGGUGACGAGAUUCGCUGUUCCGACGGCACAAUCUCUCUGACCGUCUUGUCAUGUGACAAGGUUAACGGUCUAGUUCGUUGCCGUUGCGAGAACUCAGCAACCCUAGGAGAGAAAAAGAACGUUAACCUCCCAGGAGUUGUAGUUGAUCUCCCAACUCUUACAGAGAAAGAUCAAGAAGAUAUUCUCAAGUGGGGAGUUCCUAACAAGAUCGAUAUCAUUGCUCUCUCCUUUGUUCGAAAAGGAUCUGACCUAGACCUAGCCAGAAAGUUACUUGGAGAGCACGCAAAGCGUAUCAUGCUUAUGUCAAAGGUUGAGAAUCAAGAAGGAGUGAUGAACUUCGACGAGAUUCUAAAGAACUCUGAUGCAUUCAUGGUGGCAAGAGGAGACCUAGGGAUGGAGAUUCCUAUCGAGAGAAUAUUUCAAGCACAGAAGAUGAUGAUAGAGAGAGCCAACGCUGUCGGAAAACCUAUCGUGACAGCAACACAAAUGCUUGAGUCUAUGAUAAAGUCUCCUCUCCCGACAAGAGCUGAAGCAACAGACGUGGCAAACGCUGUCCUAGACGGAACGGACUGCGUCAUGCUCAGUGGAGAAACCGCGGCAGGAGCCCACCCUGAAGCAGCCGUGAAGAUCAUGGCGAGAAUCUGUAAAGUGGCGGAGGAUACGCUUGACUACGAUGCCGUGCAUAAGAAGAUUCAAGAAGCUGUUCCGUUGCCUUUGUCUACUGUUGAGGAGUUGGCUGCUGAAGCUGUGGCCAAGGCGAUGAAGCAGAAUGCUAAGGCGAUUGUGGUGCUCACUAAGGGGGGAUACACGGCGGCGCUUGUGGCGAAAUACAGGCCUAGUGUUCCGAUUCUUUCGGUGGCUAUUGCCGAUGAUGGAGAGUCGAGGUGUUCUGAGUCUGUGGCGAAACGUGGCUUGAUUUACCGUGGGAUUGUUCCUGUGGUGGCGAACAGUGGUUCGACGGAGGAGGCGACUAGAUUUGCGGUUGAGUUUGCGAAGGAGAAGGGAAUCUGUAAGGGUGGAGAUUCGAUUGUCUUGGUGCAGUACAUUGAUGGUUCCUCUGUUCUCAAGAUAAUGCUCGUGGAGUAA
Molecule: messenger RNA, 1479 nt
Organism: Eruca vesicaria subsp. sativa (arugula)
Lineage: Eukaryota; Viridiplantae; Streptophyta; Magnoliopsida; Brassicales; Brassicaceae
Source: the annotation of a GenBank genome assembly